Messenger RNA from Populus nigra (black poplar), 2811 nucleotides. RefSeq lists its product as uncharacterized. Gene Ontology annotation, molecular function: kinase inhibitor activity. The record is from RefSeq and is a predicted model, not a curated record. The transcript has a single exon. Gene Ontology annotation, cellular component: plasma membrane. NCBI's taxonomy places the organism in Eukaryota, Viridiplantae, Streptophyta, Magnoliopsida, Malpighiales, Salicaceae. Bases 1551 to 2381 code for a protein of 276 amino acids.
GCUUGCUACAAACUUUUUGUUUCUUAGAGAAAAGAUUAAUUCAGUUAGAGUCUGCCGCGAACAAGAGAGAGUUAAAGAAAGAAAAGGGAAGAUGGAGAGGAGCUGGAGAGGAGGAAAACGGAGAAGAUAAGCCUCUUUUCUUUUUUGUUUUUUCAUCAAAAACUGCUUAUAAUAUAAAAAGAUUACAUGCAGAUACCAAAACCCAAAUAGAAUUCAAUCAUACAAGUUUAAGCUCAAAUUCGUUGGACUAUAUUCUUCAUCGUUCUUAUUAUAUAUAUGUUUGCGAAUCGUAUCUUGAUUUCUUUACCGUAUAUAUCUGGUUUCUCUACCAUGUUCUGUUUAAAUCUGGUCGGUUUAGACAUAAAGUGAAGCAAAAUUAAAAUAUCAUAGAAUUUCGGGUCAAAAUUGCUUCCCGAGUCAAACUAAUUUGGCCCAGCUCUUAAAUAUUAGUGUGUAGUAGAGCUAUCUUAUGACACAAUCCGACUAUCAACCAAGGAAGCCUAAUAUAAAACUUGAUUGGUGGGGAGGGAAAUCUGGGUGACCGGUGGUUCCCGGGGGCAUGAUGAGCUGCCAUGGGGCCAAAAGGUUUCGAUAGAAACCCUAAUGGGAGACAAAUAGGUUUUCUGAAAGCUGCUCUGUCCUCAUUUUGAGGAGGGUGAUCAAAAGUAACCCUGAUAAUUAAUGAAUAAAGCAGUGAAUUGCUAGUCAAUAGACUUGCAGAUUUAUUUCAUCGAGAGAGGUGGUCCACAGAGAGCCUUUGCUUCCACCAACACCGAGAAAGCCUUUGCCGAUCCCAUCAUAGCAUGGCCUGGUUAAAGCUCGAACAUGACAAUAAGCUAUUGGUGCUUGUGUUGCUUGACCAUCCACUCUUUCUCUCCGUAUCUAGUAAAGUUAUUCUUCCUUGCUUUACAUGCAAGAGUAUAUUUGGGAAGCUGUGUUCCUUGAAGAAAACCAAAAGCAAGACCGAAGGGAAAAACCCUUUGAACUAAACAAGCUUAGGGAUCUACUUAUUUUCAAGUUAACCUAUAUAAAUCCCACAUUAUGAUGAUAAUAAUAAUAAUGAUCAAAACUAAGGGGAGAGCUCUAUAUUUCCUAGCAUGAACACGCCGUUGAAAACCAUUGUGUGUGUUAAAUUCAUGCAUUUUGCAUCAAAGUUAGCCUUUGAAUUGUGUUAUCCCAAUCAUUUAACACACAUGUCUAAGAAACAUCCCACACUAACAAAAUUAUUAGAACAACACCAUGUAUCUAAGUUAAUUUAAGAUUGAGUUGGCAUGUAACCAACUCAUGAUUUUGUCCACCAAGCUAAUAAAUUAUCAAAAUCUUCUUUUAUUUGAUGGAAAAUCUUAUAAAGCACGGGAAUAAUUAAUGGUAUCUUUUUAAUUUUUUUAUUAAACUUUUUUUUAAGAAAGAAAUAGAUACACGAAGGGAAGAGAAAACCAAAUCCAUAAUCCACAAAAAAAAAUGAUAAAAAUACCUUCUCAUAUGUUUUCUCUCUCUUUUUUUAUAUGUCUACCCUUUUUUAAUAUAAUGCUAUUAAUUACUCUUAAUGGAUGCAUAGCACGUUCCCAUCUCUUUCUCGUUAUUUUUUAUAUGAUAUACAAUUCCACGUUAUAUAUUAUGAGUACCUUUGGGAUAUAAGUACAACCUCACACAAGACUCCCACAAGCACUGCUAUGGAAGAAAACCACCACCAAAAGACUAGCUCUAGAGAAUACAUCUUCUCGUUUCCUAGCACUCCAGGUACUCUAGAUCAAGAUUCUGAUUUCGAAUUCGGUUGUUUAACGCCGGAUUCUCCCUCUUGUGAUCCAAACAAGAACUCACCAGCUGAUCAUCUUUUUUUCAAUGGCCGCCUGCUGCCUCAUUCUUUUCCUGUACUUCGAAAACAACAACCAACAACUAUGCUACUUAUUGAUAACAUAUAUCGUGCAACUAGCAGAGCAAGCAGUGUCAGCUGCAAGGAUUCCCUCAUGUCAUCAAGAAGUAAUAGUACUAAUAGUAGUAGAAGCAGUGUUAGCAGCGCAAGAACAAGCUCAAGUGACAACUCCGAGAGGAGAAGAUUGUAUAAUAAUAUUACUAGUACCAAAACACCCUUGGCUAGUAAAGUUAUUAUGGCACAAUUAUACGGAUCUUCUCAAAGGUGGCAACAUAUCAUGCCUGUGCCAACUGCAGUUCUGAAACGUGAGGAUUCAAGAAGGAAAAGUGGUGGGAUUUUGAUUAAAGAAGGGUUGAUCAGCAACAAGAAACAAGUCAAGAAAGGGAAAAGAGAGAGGUCUGGGCUCUGGAGGAGAUUUUUCAUGUCAUUUUUGGUGGCGUGUAGAGAAUGCCAUGCCAUGGAACCAUCCACAAGGGAUGAUAUGUUGCAAGAGAACAUCAAGUUAUGAUUAAUACGAAUAUGGGGCUUCUUUUUUCUUAUGGGGAUACUGAUUUUGCACAUGAUUUGAUUCGCACUUUUGAGUAAAUUUCCUGUUACCUGUAGUGUAUGUGAUCAUACUGCAAAAUCCCGCCCUCUCUCAAAGAGAGUGCAUUCCAGAUCGUAGCCAGGAAAACAUUAUUAUUGGUUUGUCCAAUGAUCUAUCUGUUUGUUAAUUUGCAAAUGAUCAUUGCAAUUAAUUGCUCGAGUCUUCGUAAGGGAUUGCGACCAUCUCAACUGCUGUAACAGCUGACAAUUUGUGGGGAGGAGACUGAUAGGAGUGUUAUUUGUAUAAUCAAAAGCAUGAUUCAAUCAUUGUAAGCAUCUUAAAGCAUGUGGUGAGGUGUUUUGUACAUUAUAUUUGAGUGCAUUAAUCAUUAUUAAGUGCUGGUUUCUGUUCA